This is a messenger RNA of Ricinus communis (castor bean), 4023 nucleotides long. Its product is annotated as transcription termination factor MTERF15, mitochondrial. NCBI's taxonomy places the organism in Eukaryota, Viridiplantae, Streptophyta, Magnoliopsida, Malpighiales, Euphorbiaceae. The record is from RefSeq and is a predicted model, not a curated record. Gene Ontology annotation, molecular function: double-stranded DNA binding. The coding region runs from base 266 to 1618 and encodes 450 amino acids. The transcript is spliced from 3 exons. Gene Ontology annotation, biological process: regulation of DNA-templated transcription.
GUAGAACGUGGCAGGCAAUAAAGAUCAAACCAGCAUUGCUGUAAGGGAGUUAAACGACAUAACGUUUUGUUGUUUUACAGUCACUAUAUAUCACUUGCUACUUUCUAGAAAAUUGACAAGUUUAAAUUUCUCCUUCUCCACCGCCACCACUGGUUCUAUCUGUGUUUUUUCUUCUUGAUGUCAGCAACGGAGCAGCAGCAGCCUAGGAUUAUGAAAAACCAAAAUUAGCAAGUCUUCAGCAGUAAGGGAGCUUUCGACUUCAUCGAUGGUCACGAAGACCCUUAUUAGAACCACACUCAGUCGGUUCAUGUCACCCACAAAACUAAUCCCCGCUCAUCCAUAUGCAAGGACGCGGUUCCUGUCCACAAAACCCAACUUCCUAAAUCAAUCACAGUAUAGGAAACAUAUUUCCCUUGCCAAUAUCUUCCAAAGGUAUGGUUUCCCUCCAUCCCAACUCCACAGUUUCAUCAGUGCAAAUCACUUUCUUUUGAAUUCCAAUUUACAUGAUAUUGAGAAGUCAUUGGGCAUUCUGCUAUCCUUCAAAAUCCCACAGAAAGUUCUUGUUUCUUUAAUUACUGAAUGUCCUAGUAUUUUGGAUUUUGAAUUUUUGAAGACAUGGAAAAUAUGUUUUUCAAAAUAUCGGGAUUUAAGCAUUUCCCCAUUGGUGAUAAAGAGUGUUCUGGCACAUUCUAAAAGGUUCCAGAUUGAUCCCGAUGAGUUUGAGAAAAACGCAAAUGUUUUAAAGGGUUUAAGUUUUAGUCAAGGCACUAUAAGGAGAGUGUUAGAGGAUUUUCCUGGAGUCAUUACAAUGAAAAGAAGUGAAAUAUAUAGCAGAAUUGAAUUUUUAAUGCGAACUGGGAUUCCAAAGGAUGAGGUUGAGUCGAUUUUUAGUUCAUUUCCUCUGGCUCUAGGAUUUGGGAUAAAAAAUAGGCUGAUGCCAUUGAUUGAUGAAUUUGAGGGUUUGGGUUUUAGCAGAGAGCUGGUUAUAAAAGAGAUCAAGAAGGAGCCACAAAUCCUUGGCAUGGAAUUAGGUGAACUUUCAAGGUGUCUAGAUUUACUUAAUUCUUUAAAAUGUCGAGAACCUAUCAAAUUAAAGAUUUUGAGUGAUGGAGCAUUUAGGGCUGGGUUUGAAGUAAAACUAAAAGUUGAUUACCUAUGCAAACAUGGGUUGAUUCGUAGAGAAGCAUUUAAGGUUCUCUGGAAAGAACCAAGGGUUAUUAUUUAUGAUUUAGAGGACAUAGAGAAGAAGAUUCAGUUUUUAGUGAACACAAUGAGAUUUAAUGUUGGUUGUUUGGUUGAUGUUCCAGAGUAUUUGGGUGUAAGUUUUGAGAAACAGAUUGUUCCUCGCUAUAAUGUAAUUGAAUAUUUGCGUGCAAGGGGUGGACUUGGCGAUGAGGUAGGACUGAAAGGCAUGAUGAAGUUGAGUAGGCUUAAAUUCUACAAUUUAUAUGUCAAGCCAUAUCCAGAGUGUGGAAAAAUGUUUGGAAGGCUUUCAGGCGAUGUUCAGGUUAAAAGACAGCAUCCAGUUGGACUAUGGAAAAUGUUUAAACCUCAAAUGCAUCCAGAUUCAAAAGAAGAUGUAAAAAAUAUGAAGUCCUUCAUGGAAGACCUAGUUUAGCAGAGACAAUUGAACCUAAAGACUCUUCAUUAUUGCAGUUGAAAUGAUCAUUCAUGGGCUUCUUUCUCUUCCAAUACUCGAUGUGGUCCACUUAUAACAGCUAUUCUUCCUAUAUAUGGAAAACAAGAUACUUACUGGUGCAAAAUUCUUCUCAUUUUGUCAAAUAUAUUGGACCAGCUGUGGAAAUUGAUUUUAAGAAUUCCUGCAGAGGUGAAAUUGGUGUUUGUUGGUCUGAACCAUUGUUGUCAUGAGAUCUUGGCAGUUGUCCAAGUGCUGGCAGCUUUUUGGAUAGCAGGUUACAAUAACUUCGCUUCAAGGGACUAUAUGAAGUUGUGAACAACAAGGUAAACUAAGGGAGUCUCUGGUUCCUUUUUCUGUUGUCUGUUUUUGGUCACCACUUAAAAAUUCAAAAAGAAACAGAAAAUAACAUAAUAAUACAUUAAUCUUUAUUGUCAGUUUUUUAUCAUUCACAAUAUUCAUAGGGAAAUUUGUUGUUUCCCCACCUUCAGAGAUUUGAGUUCUGUCUAUUGACCUCAACAAGAAAACCCAAACUUAAAACUCCAAAAGAGGCAGCUUCUCCUUCUCUGUUUUGCUAUCUCCAUCUGUAUUUUUAUGUGUGUACUGAACUGAUCUUCCACUUCCUAAUUCUUACUGCUUUCCCUUUCUCUCUUUGCCGUUUGUGUAUAAAAAACUUUACUGGCUUUCAGGGACUCCAUUUAUUAUCAUCUCUAAUUUCCUUUUUAUUUUCCUGCUCAAUUUCCAUCUCCAAGCCUUAAUCCUCUGGUAGAGACAUUCACAAACUGUCAUAUGUUUUGUCCAAGCCUCAUGCCACUUUGCUUCUCUUUUUUUCCUAUCCUAAAUUUCUCCUCCGGUAUCUUGAGAUAUGUCAAGUUUGUCUUAAUCUUUGAUAUUCUUUUUGUGACUUAUGUUGAAUGUAAUGUGGAUAGUUGUAUCGCGUGAUUUGGAAAUUGGAUUGAUAUAUUCCUUUGGAUUAGCAAAAUAUAUAUUGCAUCAACAAACUGAUGUCUUUUUUUUUUUUUAAACAUUUGCUAGGAAAAUUUUCUAUAUUUUCCUGCUAAAUGAAGUGUGUUUUCCAUAGAUUUGUUUUUUCUGGGUGCCUGUUUGUUACAUGUGAAAAUCAAUAGCGAUUAUGUUUCCCUACUUUGCUUUGGCAAAUUAUAGCUUGUCUUGUAGUGGAUGCUAGAUUUUUAUAUGGAGUCGCAUUCACAUAUUUUGAAUUCAGAAAAAUCAUUUUGUUGUGGUUGUUUAGUCACAUGGAUUAAGGUUCAAAAGGUGCCUCUUCACAUUUAGCUCUUAACUUAUAAUAGGCAACGGGGCAGUACUCAUCAUCUUCAGAAUAAUAUUCUUCUUGUUAUUUACUCCUCUGUUAACUCGUGUGCAUGCCUAACUUAUUCCAUAUAUCUAAGAAUUAGGUAGUGAAGUUUAUCAACUCUUGGAUACUUUGGAGCAGUGUUGAAGCUAUGUCUGGCCAUAGUCUAGGAGUUUCAACAAGAUAAAUGCCGCUCAGCAUCUUUCCUAGUUAUCAUCUGCAUUUUCUGAAAACAGUUCGUGGCAAGGAAUUCAUUAGAACUGAGCCUUCAAAUUGCAUUUGCACUUGUUUAUUGAGAUCAAAUUUCACAGAAACCCUAAAUGCAGCAUUCAUGAGUAAAUCAGAGGCCUGAAAGCAGAUGACUAACCCCAAAGGAGACUUAUUUCCCAACUUUGGCAUGGAUGGUGUCCUAUCCAAAAGCUGAAAAACCCGCCUGCUGGCUCCUGCAGCUCUCAUUGCUGUAGCAUACAAUCCUGAGAGCCCAGAUAUAGAGGCUCCAACUGCGAGUAGAAACAGGCCACUUGCAUACAAAACAAAGAAGAAGAAGAAAAUAUCUAUCUGAAGUAGCUAAAAGUAUGCAUUCAACAAAGAGGUAAUUACCUGUGAGGCUGUAGAGGAUGAAGGAUGUAAGAGCACCGGUUGUCAUAGAACCUGUUAUUGUCAAAUUAGCUCCAUAAAUCACUACUACAAUAAUCGACAACGUUGAUGCUGCGUUUAGGCAUCCAGAGAAGAGCCCAACCACUUUCUGAAGUAGCAAACAGCUGAGAUUAAGAGACGCAAACAGAGUGCAGGGCAGGUUUCCAUCUUUACUUUGUGCUCAUCUAUUGGGUGGGGCGGGACGGGAUGAAGGGAAGUCGAGGUCAAAUAAUAAAAUGGAACUCACAGCUUGCUUGAGUCCAAGCAUCAAUGUCUCUUCAACUUUCUCGGGAUAGCGUGAUAUCUCGUACUCUUCUUUCGCAAAAGAUCUGACCACCCGUAUAGCACCAAAAGAUUCCUAAGCACCAAAUAGACAGUUCACAUGUAUUUCAACAUUUGAUUCGAAUGAGUAAUGCUUUCUAAAGAAUGUUUAUGACCA